AUGAAUGCCCAAGUUUGGAUGACUAAGUCUGGAAGAAGCACACUCCCGCUUGCAAUGCGCAGCUACCUACCCCUCCCCCAAACCAUCGGUGAACGAAACUGCGGCAGCUACAACCACAGUACGAAGAGUACGCGGUUAUUGCAGCUGACAAUGAUGAUGAUGAUGAUUUCUGGCCAGUGUGAGCUUCCAACACAAACCCUCACGCUGAGUUACUUGGAGACCACCUACCACAAAACGGUAGUGGACUCAGUUGGACCAUAUGGCUAUCAGUUACCUAUGGAGAGCCUCAGUUAA
Molecule: messenger RNA, 294 nt
Organism: Opisthorchis viverrini
Lineage: Eukaryota; Metazoa; Platyhelminthes; Trematoda; Opisthorchiida; Opisthorchiidae
Exons: 2
Coding region: 1-294 (97 amino acids)
Source: RefSeq, a predicted model, not a curated record